Molecule: messenger RNA, 4639 nt
Organism: Mya arenaria
Lineage: Eukaryota; Metazoa; Mollusca; Bivalvia; Myida; Myidae
Product: solute carrier family 23 member 1-like
Exons: 14
Coding region: 455-2332 (625 amino acids)
Biological process (GO): transmembrane transport
Cellular component (GO): membrane
Molecular function (GO): transmembrane transporter activity
Source: RefSeq, a predicted model, not a curated record
AGUGCUAGCUUCUACUGGAACAGUGCUGACUUCUAUUGGAACAGUGCUGACUUCUACUGGAACAGUGCUGAUUUCUCCUUGAACAGUGCUAACGUCUACUUGCACAUUGAUUAUAUCUAACAUCUCCUAGAAAUGUGCUUAAGAUAAGUUGGGUCAAUUAUAUAAGGUAAAACUAUUUGAACUCAAUUUCCUUGACUCAAUGAGUUUGCCAUUUCAAGUUGUGCAGGGGCUAAUUCAUUAAAUGACAUUGAGCUCCAAUCAUAAACCAAAACAUAAGUAUAUGACUGUCGUAUUCCACUUGACAAUUUAGACGGAAGUAAACAAUUAUUGGUAUGAAACUAUAAAACCGGAGCAGGUUUGGUGGUAUAAAGGGGCGUAGGCGCAUAAUCCCUGUUCGAAUGUAGUCCUAGUCAGCCUGCUAUUGAACUAUGCACAUAAGAGUAACGGUGAAAAGAUGACAAUACCAGACGACAUACCUGUGGACUCCAAUACCGUCCCGCAAAACCGGAAGUCAGUAUACUUAGAUGACGCUCCACCUGUUGUCAUGGCUACCAGCGCACCUGCUUCAACUUCCGGUGUGAUUUAUGGAGUAGGCGACACUCCGCCUUGGUACUUGUGCAUAUUGCUUGGAUUUCAGCAUUACCUGACUGCCUUCGGUUCAACAAUCACAGUCCCUCUGGUCAUAGCGCCGGCAUUAUGUGUGGACGAGGACACGGUCGGGCUCAGCGAGAUCAUCAGCACAAUAUUCUUUGUAUCCGGUCUCGCGACGAUCCUACAGACUACCCUUGGCACAAGGCUACCGAUCAUCCAAGGAGCGACGUUCGCCUUCCUGACGCCGACAUUCUCCAUACUGAGCUUAAAACGAUGGGAAUGCCCGUAUACUGUUGAAAGGGAAACGGAUCCAUCCCUCCUCAACAGCACACUGCCCGAGCCCGGAUCAGACGAACACAGGGAGAUGUGGCAACUGAGGCUUAGAGAGAUUCAAGGAGCGAUUAUGGUAGCGUCCAUUUUCCAAGUGGUGAUCGGCUUCACCGGCUUAAUGGGCCUCGUAUUGAGGUUUAUCGGUCCCCUGGCCAUUACGCCCACCAUCGCCCUCAUUGGUAUAGCGCUGUUCGAGGCAGCUGCGGAUAAGGCAUCAGCCCAGUGGUACAUUGCUUUCAUGACCAUGUUCCUGAUCGCGCUAUUUUCCCAGUACAUGCGAAACAUCAAGAUUCCCUGCUGUACGUCAGAGCGAGGCAAAGGGUGCACAACGACAAGAAUGCCAAUAUUUAGUUUAUUUCCGGUGCUGUUAGCGAUGGUUCUGUCUUGGGUGAUCUGCGUGAUUUUGACGGCAGCGGGCGCCUUUCCUGAAGACAAGAAGGCCUGGGGCUAUUAUGCUCGGACGGACAUAAAGACGGACGUCCUAUACAAAUCAGAAUGGUUCAGGUUCCCCUACCCAGGUCAGUGGGGUAUGCCUACAGUCAGCACAGCAGCUGUGUUUGGUAUGCUGGCUGGUGUACUCUCCUCAAUGAUCGAGUCGGUAGGGGACUACUUCGCAUGCGCGAGAUUGGCAGGUGCACCACCCCCUCCCGUUCACGCGGUAAACAGAGGUAUCGGUGUUGAGGGAAUCUGCUGUAUCCUAGCCGGAGCCUGGGGGUCGGGCAAUGGCACCACCUCUUACAGCGAGAAUGUGGGCGCAAUCGGCAUUACAAAGGUAGGAAGCCGUCGUGUUGUUCAGGUGGGUGGGGUAAUCAUGAUCGUUCUUGGAUGUUUGGGGAAAUUCGGCGCCCUCUUCGUCACCAUUCCUGACCCCGUCGUCGGCGGCAUGUUUAUGAUCAUGUUUGGCAUGAUAACAGCUGUGGGUAUCUCCAAUCUCCAACACGUUGACCUCAACUCAUCUCGCAACAUCUUCAUCCUCGGCGUCGCCAUGUUCUUCGGCCUUUCAUUUCCAAAGUGGAUCGGCGCGAAUCCAGGAUCAAUAAAUACGGGAAGUGAAAUAGCUGACCAGAUUAUAUCCGUGCUGCUCGGUACCAGCAUGUUUGUCGGAGGGAUGACUGGAUUUAUUCUUGACAACACCAUUCCGGGUACGGACGAUGAAAGAGGGUUGACAAAAUGGCGACAACAUGGCGACGGAACCGGAAACCAGGAAGCGGACAUGAGCAUAUACGAUCUUCCUCUGAUACAGCCUUACCUGGACAAAAUACCGCUCUUCCGCUAUUUACCGUUCUGUCCGAGAUUUACGCUGUCAUGUGGUCAUGGCGGAAGUGAGGAACGGCCUGACGCUUACAACGUCAAUGACGUUGAAUCUCAAGAAAACUUUCACGAUAAUAAAAUUGAAACUGAUCGAUUGUAGUAAAGAGAAUAUUGCGAGGGGAUAAUCUAGAAGAUAUUAUAAUUCUCAGGGACAUGGUAAUGCAAUUACUGUAGUUCGCAGUUAAGUGUCCGUUUGAAACAAAUAAUGCAAAUUUUACUAUAUUAUCCAAUUAGAGGGUAUCAGCCACUAAAAUGAAAGGAUUAAACUCCAAACUUUUUAAACAAUUUUCGAUAUGUUUUGUUUGACGAAUUUUGAUUUAUGAUGGGCGUAUGUGUGCUGUUUCAGUAUGUGUAUAGUGUGUUUGUUACAUUCCCGUCCUGAAUUGUUUAACUUCUACCUACCUGUAUUGAAGGAAGAUAUUUGCUGGACCAAGUAGUCUCGAUGUUCUGAUUAUGUCGAACUUUUUUUUCCAUUUUUUUCCGGUUGAGUAGUUUAUUUUGAUUAUUUUAAAUGUUCGUUAUCUCGAAGUAUUUACCGAAGUAGCGAACAGCUUCGACAUAGCGAGUUUUGGCUGUAUUAUAAAUACCGCUACUCAAUUAUGUACAGUUUUGUCAAAGAUUUACGCCUUCCUGUGAUCAGCUCAGGAACUUAGUGUCACUAAUACUCAGACAUCAUUAUUAAAGGCGCACACUAUAGAUUUAUACCAUAUUUUUUCUCAAUUUUAAAGGGACUGUACAGCAGAUUGACACAUAAAAAAGUUUUUUUCUGUAACGAAUCUCAGGACAAUUAUUUAAUAAAAUGUUUUACUCUUUGAUAUCAUAAUUGUAAAAUAACAUCCCAAAAUGUAAAAAAAAAUUGAACCGGAUACCGAGUUCGAACCGGUGUUGCCAAAAUUGCAGUUCAGUUCUGUAUUCACUGUGCUACGAAGUCUUACUCUAACCAGUUGGAAUAUUAAAGCUAUAUACCUUACAUGGUCAUAUCACGUGAUAACAUCGACUAGCCAAUCACGCAUAAGGAAUGAAAACUACUAGGUAGACAUACCUAGUAAUAAUUUUUAAUGUAAAAAUACGAAAAAACUGCGAAAAUAUAUUAAUUGUAAACUAUGUGGUACUUCAGUUAGUAAGUUCCAAUGCAUUGUACAUAUCGAUACCAAGUUUGUCAGUUUUAGACAAUUUUCCUUAUUUACGCUGGUUUAUUACACGGAGUACAGUCCCUUUAAUGAAUUUUAUUGUUUAACUCAUACAUGAUAAUGCAUUAAUAUUAAAAUAGAAUAUGCAUUUUUGUUUGCAUCAACCUGUUUUGUGCGCCUUUGAAGUGUAUCUGUCAAUCAAAUACUGUCAAUCAUUACUAGAUGCAUUUGGAGAGUUAAUCAUAAACGAGAAUUUUCUUAACUAUCUUUUGCCGGUGAGCAUAUUUUGUUUGACGAAUUUGUAUUGAUGAUGAUUGUUAGCAUGUCUUGCAGUAAUUGUAUAGUGUUUAUCCCAUUUAUGAAUUCGUGGUGCUAUCGGUGUUUUGUUAAAGGCCUACUGAGUCGUAUUGUUUAAUUGUCCCCCUUUGUCUUGAAAACAUGUUUUCUGGCUCAAACUUAUAUUGUUUCAGAUGGAUGUGAUGUUUUAAGUUUAUUUUUUAUACAAUGUAGUUUUAUAUACCCCUAAUCCGCUUUUUUUUAUUCAAUGUAGUUUUAAAUACCCCUAAUCCGCUAUAUUCCGUUAUUUCCAAUAUUUACACCAACGUAUUUUUGUAUACAGAACAGAACAGAACAGAACAGAACAGAACAGAACAGACGUUUAUUAAAGGCUCACAAUAUAGGUUCAUGCAUUUGUUUUCAUUUUAAGGCAUUAUCGUGUUUAACUCAUUUGAUUUUAAUGAUAAAAAUGCAUAUGAUUUAGAUACAGAUAAAAAAACAUAAGCGAUGUUUUGACGCUUUUUUAAGUGGGAAAUUUGUGGCCACGUAGCAAUUAAUUAAAAAAAACUAUUUUAAAGACUAAUAUGCUGUUUUUUAUCUUUACCUAAAUCAUGUUUUUUUUUGUGUUUUUGACACCAUUAAAGUCAAAAGAGUUGAACAUUACAAAACAUUAAAAUUUAAAAAAAAAUCAUCUACCUAUAUUGUGCUCUUUGAAGACCAAUGCAUAUUAAGUAUAUUGUCUUUACAUAUGCAGUUAUAUACAUCUAUCAUAUGAACAUAUGACAGUCUCCCAUAAAACGUCCAAAAUGUUUAAUCCCAACACCAUCAUCUCAUAAAUAAAGUGGACAUGAACCCCUUUAGUGAAGAUAUGUUGAGUCGAUAGUACCAUAUCUGAUGAAGCAAAACUCCGGAUAAAUCCAGUAAGCGAUUGUCUGUGUCAACCACAUACUGUAAAUAAUACUUCAUUACUUUGAAGACGAUUUAUUUGAAAUAAAAAGUAA